Molecule: messenger RNA, 927 nt
Organism: Chondrus crispus (carragheen)
Lineage: Eukaryota; Rhodophyta; Florideophyceae; Gigartinales; Gigartinaceae
Exons: 1
Coding region: 1-927 (308 amino acids)
Source: RefSeq, a predicted model, not a curated record
AUGCGUGCCUCUUUACUACAGUACAACCGCCUGCCCUUCAAGCUUCAAGGGACAUCGACUUUUCCCAAACUGACCUCCUCCUCCUCUGCUCUCUCCUUCUCUACUCUCGUCGCCCCAUCCCCAAGCCGAUAUGCCAGCACAAAGGCGACCACAGCAAUUAGCACCAACAAGCCUCCCAUCCUAUACACAACCCUAGACCCAUACCUCUGCAUGACCCAUCCGCCCACGCCGGUGCCAACCGUGUACGCCAUAGUCCUGAGCCCCGCUGCGACGGCCUGCCCCGUUGCAGCGAGCUCCUUCGGCGUGCGCUCGGCCACAAAUGCGACGGUGGCCGUCUCGAUGGCGGCAAAAGUGACGCCAUGCAGCGGCUCGAACAGCAGGACGACCCACCCGUUGGGCGCGAUCGUGUACCCAAAGCCGCGCACCACGUACGCCAGACAGCCGAUGACCGCCAGCGCCGGCGCGCCGACGUGGUGCAGCAGCUUAGGUGCCAUCGCGAACAGAGGGAUCUCGAACACCACCGUGACGACCACACUCAGUCCGCACACAAAAUUGGUUGCGUGCAGGUCGUACUUAAAAAAGAGAAAGAGGAGAUUUUCCACAAGGCUCAUGCCAAACGACAGCCAGAAGAACAUGUUGAAGUACAAGACGGUCGGCAGGCCGCCCGCCGUGAGGAUGCGAUUGAUGGCAGGUAGCGCCGCCAUGGAUAUGGGUGUAUCGUUGUCCUCUUUCUGCAACCCUUCUUCCGUCGCGUGGUCAUUCUCACUUUGCAACUCCUCUUCCGUCGCGGGGUCAUCAUGCUCACUUUGCAACCCCUCUUGCACCAGAGUCUCCUCCAUCUCUGGUGCAAGCAGCAUGUGGCGAUCGUGGGGAACCUCCUCCUUCCUCAUCUUGCAUCUCUCGAACACCAGCAGCGCGACGACAUGA